AAAGAGAAGUAAUUAAAAACUUAGAAUAAUCCAUCAAAUUGGACAGAGUAUAUAUUGCCUGAUAUCAGUAAGCAGUUUUAGUGCAUGAUACUGACAACAAUGGACUAAUUCUGAGUUCAAUCGCCAAUAUGGAAGCAUAUGGUGAUCAAAAACCAGAAGACAAAUUCACGAAAAGAUCGGGUACUACCAACAAAGGAAUUGAAUACGAAGACUUGUUAACAGCACUCUUGGCAUUUAAACUUUCAGAAAAUAAUGAAAUAAAGAAUUUCAGUUUAUCCACAAACAACAGUCAAUAUGGAGAUUUUGACGACAUUGUUCUUCAAUACGAAUUGGAUAAUGUGGAUUCAAAACACACUUUUGUUGUUCAGAUGAAACAUAAAAAUGAAAACAAAAAACUUACUUCUACAAAUCUAGCAGCUGCUCAAGGGAAAUUCAGCAUUCAGAGUUAUUUUAAGUCGUUUGAAACAUUUCGUCAUAGACUGCAAGAUAAUUUCAGCUGUGUACUUUACACAACGGCACGGUGCGAAUUUUCAGAAAAUUAUGAAUUUCCUUUAGAGAAUUUUGCCAAUUUGAAAUUGAGGGUACGCCAACAUAACUGUCUAGACGAAAAUUUUCCGAACACAUCUGCAAAGAGUUUUGUAUACAAGUUUGAAAUUGUUAACGAUGAAGACACAGUCUCCGAAUCGUUUAGAGAUUUUCUCGAUCACUUAUUUCUGUACCCAAAUCAGAAAGAUGUACCGCACUUGAAAGAAUAUAUUUCCACUGAGUUCCGGAAAACAUAUUUUUGCAAAGAAAAUGAAUUUUUGUGGUACACGAAAUAUAUUUCUAGUUGGAGCGCAUGUGAAAGGAAAAAAAUGGUUUUAAACAAAAACACAACAACUGCGAAAAUUGCAGAAAUUCUGCUAAAACCUCAUCUCAGUACCGGUUCUUUAUCUUCAAAGGAUUUUGACUUCGAUUUGUUCUCUAAAACUUGUCAACAAUGUGACAUUGGUGUUACAAGUUUUGAUUUACAUUUCUCUUUAUUCUGCGAUGAAUUACCAAACGAAGAAAAAAGUCUAAAUAUAAAAGAGAAAUUUCAAAUUAACUCCGAAAGUGAAGAAGACCGCGCUGUUAUUUUGUGGCACAUGCUGAAGAGCCCUCUAAUUAUUCGUUUGAAUAAAGGUAACGAAAAAACCAUUUACAAGGCUAUUCGUUCAUUUGAAAAUAAGGGUAGUGGAAGAAAAUUUAUUUUAAUUUCGGACUCUGUAGAUAGAGCACAAUUACAGAAUUUUAAAUUAUUGUGGACUUUAGACGAUCUAUUAUCAAUUUGUGGUGAAGAAAUCAAAGAUAAGAAGAUUGCCCUUCAAGGACGACAGUUUCUUCUUAAAGACAUAAUGUUCAAGAAAAUAUUUCAAAUACUUACUAUUGACGAGGUUCUCAAGCAAGACAUUAUUCAAGUUGGCGAAAACGCAGAAGAAUUGCCAAACCCUUAUAUUGACCAGCGUCUAUCGAAAAUCACUAUUAGCUUCAAAUUCAUUAAUAAUCUUGAUGCUCAGAGCUUAGCAGUGAUCAACUGUAACGGAAAGUUAGAUUCAAUUAAGCAACAUAUUGAAAAUGCAAGGAUAAUUAAAGUAGAAAAAUUUCUUAAAAACCGUUCUAAGGAAGAAGAGCAUCAGUUUCUUUACAGAAGAACAAUGGUAGUGGUAGCUAAAAAUCGAUGCUCACCUGAACAGUUCAUGAAUAUUUGCCAAAAAAGUAAAGACAAAAAUUGUUAUUUACUCUGCAUUAACAAGCAACUGAAACUGGAGUUGCUGGAGACCAGUAGGGUUAUCGCAAAACCUAGAGGAGAAAACUUAGAAAGAUUAACCAUUAAGGAAGACGAAAUGUUCGAGGACAACCAUUAUGUAAAUGUCAUUUCUGCUAAGCCUGGUGCUGGAAAGUCAGUUAUGAUGAAAUACUUAAAAAAUAAUAUUUCCAGUGAUUACUGGAUAUUAAAUAUUUGCGUUCGAGACCAUGUUAAAUUUUACACAAGUACCACAAAAGACAUCUUAGAUAAUUUUUUGAAUUUUCAAAGUGAAAACAUGGGUUAUAACAGUUUAACUCUGAACAUAAGACACGCCUACGAGAAAGAGAAAAAGAUAGUUUUUUUGUGGGAUGGGUUAGAUGAGCUUCCAAUGACUUAUAUACCGAAAGCUAUACAAGUAAUUAAAAUAUUAUGUAAUAUGGGAUAUGUUAAUUGGAUUACAACGAGGGAUCACCUACAACAUUUCCUUGAAGAAAAUUUUAGGAUCUUCUCACACACUAUUAACGAAAUGGACCAAGAUCUUCAAAAAAAUUAUAUCAGAAAACAGUUUGAAACCAAACACGAUCCUCAAGAACUAACUGAAGUCAUUGAAAAAAUUAUCACUGUUAUAGCAAUGACAAGGGAUGUAGCAUUUUUAGGAAUUCCGCUGAGGAUUUACAUGUUAACGGAUUUGUUUUUGAAAAAUCCUCAAACAUGUAGAGAACUUCUCGACAGCACUUUCAUUCUUCCUGACAUUAUUCAUCACUUCGUUCAAGAAAAAUGCAAGUUUUCUUACAAAGACAAAGGCAAUUAUAGCAAUUUCGAAAACGAUUUUAUGCACAGAGCUUUGAAUGGUAACACUCAGUAUCGAUUACUGCAAUACGAGAUACUGGCUCUAAACACCUUGCUGCCCAGUGAAGUCAUUGACAGAUUGAAAAUCCACCACGAAUUGUUAAAUGAUGUUGAACAAAUUAAGGAUGAUUUUGGACUGCUGUCAAAAAUUGAUUUACCUUCUAAAACUGCAGUUUUUGUGCACAGUAUUUAUGCUGAAUAUUUUGUUGCUACUUGGAUGGUCAAAAAUCGUGAUCAAACUGACAUAUUUAAAAGUUUUAUGUUUGAGACUUCCUACAGAACCAUUAGAAUUAUGUUUGAUUUAAUUUUAAGCAAAGGAUGCCCUGCCCAUAUUGCCAUCUUACACAGGGAUUAUAGUAAUUUGCUCAAACACCAAGACGACAUUAACUCAAAAGACAAGGCAGGAAGAACUCCUUUGCAUUUAAUUUGUUCCUGGGGCGAACCACAUCCACUGUUGGAAAGUGAAACUAAAGAUGAUAAAUACUUUUUAAAAAACACAAACAAGGCUAAUUUAACUAAAAUAGCUAGCACCACCGAAGAAUAUAAAAAAUGUUUGCGUGUUCUGCUGGAAAACACACAGUGCAAACCAAAAGAAAAGGAUGAAUUGUUCUGCUGGGACGCUGUAGAGUAUGCAGAUCGUACCUUGUCAUUAUUAGCAAUAGAUAUACUUCUGAAGUAUCUAGAAAUCGCUGUCAAAGAUCUUGAAAAUUUUCGGGACGAACUCUCGGUUUCCUACUAUUCUAUUGUACUGAACUACAAAGGAAUUGUGAAUUGUUUAAACAAUAUGAAGUACAUCAUAGAUAGACAAACUGGUAAUAAUUUAUUACAUUUAGCGGUUAUAAAUGGAAGAAACCAUUUUUUGAAUAAACUUCUAUCCAUUCCUAAGUACAUAGAAAAUAUAAAUGAAAAUAAUCAUCAAAGGCAAAUAGUUCCAGAACUUGUUGUUAUGGGAACAAGGAUUAUUUUUGAAUCUAAGCAGAACUCUCUACAUAUUGCUGCUCAAACUGGAAAUGUUGCAGCUCUUGAUAUACUAACAAAAAAAGGGGCUUCAAUAAAUUAUCAAAACGGAAUGGGUAAUACUGCUUUACAUAUAGUUAUAAUGACUGGGCGAUUACAAUUAAUACCAUUUUUAUUACACGAAGGAAGCAGCGUUAAUCUACCGGAUAAUAAUAAUAAUACAUCUCUACACUACAUUGUUCAAACGGGUGAACUGUCGAUGAUCAAGGACAUAGUAGACAGAGAAACCUAUAUUAUCAAAAACAACUUAGGCCAAAGCCCAUUAGAUCUUGCCACUAUUCAGAAUCGUGAAGAUAUUCUUGAUCUUUUGUUGACUAAAUCAUUGCCAGGGAAGAAUAUAUCCAUUCAAGGAUAUAUGCAAAUGCCUCUUUCCAAUGCCGUUUUUACAGGACAAGUGAAGAUUUUACAUUGUUUAAUCAAGCAUGGUGUAAAUGUUAAUGCUAUGCUUAAAAAUGUAACUAUUUUGUGUAUCGCUGCAUUCCGUCGUCAUAUAGAAAUUGUCGACCUACUACUGAGGAAAGGAGCCGAUCCCAAUAUUCGAGUCUUUGGAAAUAUGAAUGCUCUGUCCUUUGCAGUCAUUAGUCAAAACAUUGAAAUUAUAAAGCUAUUACUAAGUCACAACGUGGAAAUUUUUGAUUCUGAUCAUGGUGGAAAUACCUGUUUGAUCAAAGCUGUUACAGACGAAAAUAAAGAGAUAGUAGAUAUGCUGUUAAAACAUGGCGUUAAUGUGAACGCACGCAAUAAUCGUGGUGCCAGUGCAAUGCAUUUUGCUGCAGCCAUAGGUAACAUUUAUUUAAUAAAUACAUUGUUAAAGUAUAAUGGUGAUGUCAACAUUAAGAAUAAAAAAGGAGGUACACCACUACACGUAGCGGUCCUCUACGAAAGAAAGAAGGCGAUAGAAUUUUUAAUCAGAAACGGAGCUGAUUGCAGAAUAGCAGCUCAAGGACUUGUGCCUUUGAUGCUGAAGAAACUGCCUCUACAAGAAAUAGAUAGGUUUCCCCACUUUAAUCGUCCACUUAUGCAAGGUACCAAUAAGAGUGCAGUGGUUCCAGAAAUAACUAUAAAUUUCGAGAUGGGAAUUAAAUCACAUCCAAAUCCAUUUUUGUAAUUGAAGUUUGGAGUUAACAUCUUCCGUAAUUGUCAACAACACAGGAUCAUAUUUACUUAAGUAGAAACGUAUCAUGUGAAUUGUAAUUAUUAACUGUAUAUAUCCUAAGAAAAAGACAAGUUUAAACUCUUUGCAUAAUAUUGUAAAUCAAAAUCACAUAUCGACAAAUAAACCUGGUAUGUUUUGGUG
Molecule: messenger RNA, 4928 nt
Organism: Zophobas morio
Lineage: Eukaryota; Metazoa; Arthropoda; Insecta; Coleoptera; Tenebrionidae
Exons: 3
Coding region: 129-4739 (1536 amino acids)
Molecular function (GO): protein binding
Source: RefSeq, a predicted model, not a curated record